This is a messenger RNA of Alternaria burnsii, 1059 nucleotides long. RefSeq lists its product as uncharacterized. The transcript has a single exon. The coding region runs from base 1 to 1059 and encodes 352 amino acids. NCBI's taxonomy places the organism in Eukaryota, Fungi, Ascomycota, Dothideomycetes, Pleosporales, Pleosporaceae. The record is from RefSeq and is a predicted model, not a curated record.
AUGAAGCGCAUACAAAUCACACCAGACGGCUCAGGACCACCUACAAAACUUAACACUGACGUCCCUGCCUCUUUACCCGACGCCAAAGAGACCAAGAUUCAUCCCCAAAACGCCCCAGACGCUUCAACAAAUGCUUCGCUCUUCUUCGUUGGGACUGCCACUACAAUUCUAGAGUGGGAAGGCAUCCGCAUUCUCACAGAUCCCAACUUCCUUCAUGCCGGCGACCAUGUUCAUCUAGGACCAGGUGUCAGUGCAACAAGACAGACCAACCCCGCGAUCGAUUUGGAAGAGCUACCAAGGAUCGACGUGAUCCUGCUCUCGCAUUACCAUGAAGAUCAUUUUGACCGAGAAGUAGAGGAGAAACUGUCAAAGGGUCUCCCAAUCAUCACUACGCCACACGCCAAGGAAUGCUUGACAGGCAAAGGCGAAGAAUCAUUCAAGAACGUACAUGCGCUCGACUUCUGGCACAGUUUGCUUCUCGAUGUAUCGCAGUCAGACCAAGCAAGUGGUAGUGGCCCAAAGCCCAGCAUCAAAGUCACAGGAAUGCCUGGAAAACAUGUACCUCCUGGCCCGUUGAAUGUUGCAAAUGAGAUUCUUGGCGCUGUACCGCCUACAAACGGCUGGAUGGUUGAGCUCGGGUACUCGGAUGGUUCCUCUAGCGACGGUAGCGAUUUUGAGAAUGGAUACCGAAUCUACAUCUCUGGCGACACGCUGAUGGUAGACGAGCUCAAGGAGAUCCCUGAGCGGUACAAGGAUCACAACAUCGACUUGAUGCUAGUCCAUUUGGGAGGCACCACAAUUCCUGGUCCCAAGAUGCCGUUGCUGAUGGUCACGAUGGACGCAGAACAGGGCGUACAGCUGAUGCAGCUUAUCAACCCCGACCUCACAAUUCCGAUCCACUAUGACGAUUACGAUGUUUUCCUGAGUCCUUUGGAUGACUUCAAGAAGGCGGUACAUGCGGCUGGAUUGGAUAGCAAGGUUGUGUAUCUGGACCGCAAGGAUCAGUACAAGUUCAACGUGAAACAGGGACAGAAGCAGCCGAAGCAAUCGCUGUAUUAG